Messenger RNA from Effrenium voratum, 1161 nucleotides. NCBI's taxonomy places the organism in Eukaryota, Dinophyceae, Suessiales, Symbiodiniaceae. The record is from the annotation of a GenBank genome assembly.
AUGAGGCAUAUAGUGCUAGAAGGCUGGAAAGUGAGCCUGCAGCGAUCCAUCAACGAUGCGAUGUUGGCGCGAGAUACCGGGGCGCCCAGCGGCGCGCCGGCGGAUGUGCGUUUGGUAGCAUCUUUGGGCGGGGGUGUUGCGGAGCGGUGCGCGCAUGGCAGCUGUGAUCUGGAGUUGCACGCGUGUUGUCCGCAUUGCCUGCAACAGCUUUGCUGCGAGCACUGGCGCUCAUCGCUUUGUCAUGAGCAUGGCAGCGCCGCGACCUGUCGCUGCGGGGAUUGCAAGCUGUUCGCGAGCGCGCGGACCAACACCUAUGCCAGCAACGCCAAUCAUGAAGAAGCGCUAGACAUCGAGUUGACGCCCACGCAGUCCGCGCAGAGCUUGACAAGUGAGCAGGGAGAGUCGCUUAUGUUGGCGGAGGACGACGGGCAUGAAGAAGAAACUGGCGCUGUAGAAGGCAACCCGUCACAGCGUGACAGCAAUGGUAGCAACCGCUCGUGUGUGAAGGUGAGCCGAGUGCGCCACCACACGCUGCGUCUGGGCUUGUCAGCAGGAUGCGCUGCCAAGAUGGGCAAGCCUGCGUUUAUAGGGCUCACGGAAGACGGUGCAAGCAAAUGGGAGCAGUGCGAGAGCAUCAAGCGGGAGUUCUCGUGCGGCAAUGCGCACAAGCCCGGGCAAGGUGUGGAGCGCGGGCGCGGUGCGCAAGCAGCUGAAGGGCCCAGCUGCGAGCCCUUGACGUACAGCACACCCGCUAGUAGUGCUGACAUGGGACGCGCUGAUUUUCGGCAUGGGUUUGACUUUGAAGCGCGGGUGACAACGUGGAUAUCAGACUACUUGGAGCGCAAGCACGAUUUUCAGCAGAGCGAUCUGAGCAAGCACGUCGCUGUCAGGAACUAUAUGAUCGGGCCUCAGCUGGACAAGAGUGGAAGAGGCUUUCACUACCAAGUGAUGACGCUGAUCAGACGCGGGUGGUCUGCUCAAGAUGCGCGUGACUGGACUGAGCAACUGGAGAUGGAUUUUCGCACGCACUUCCACAUGAUAGACCCAGCGCUGCUCGGCGGCUCUGCGUCAAGGUGCACAGUCGUGAAGCACCCCAACGGCGAGAAGCAUGCGGGCUAUGCGUGUCACUCGCAUAACAACCCGUGGCCAGUCAAGCAGUAA